AUGACAAGCGAAAAAACCAAAAAGCCAGGCCCCGAAUUGCUCGUCGUUUCUAACCGUUUGCCGGUGGGCAUUAAGCGCAAAGAUGAUGGUAACUACGAAACUUCCGUGUCCAGCGGCGGGCUGGUUAGCAGCCUGAGCGGGCUCUCUGAAAAUGUUACUUUCCAGUGGUUCGGAUGGACCGGCAUAGAGAUUCCAGAUGAUGAGAAGGAGGGGGUAAAGAAGUUACUGGCGAAGGAUAAUGCGGUGCCGGUGUUUUUUAAUAAGCAAUUGGCGGAGGAUCACUACAAUGGCUUUGCCAAUUCGAUUCUGUGGCCUGUUUUACACUAUCAGCCCGGUGUUCUUCAUUUCGACGAGACCUACUGGGAGGCGUACUCCAAAGUGAAUCAAAUAUUCGCAGCACAGGUCGCCGAGUCGGCUUCGGAUGGCGAUAUAAUUUGGAUACAUGACUACCACCUGAUGCUGCUACCCAAGUUGCUUCGAACAGAAUUAAAGAACCGUGGCAAGAGCGCAAAGAUUGGUUUUUCGCUGCAUACCCCGUUCCCAGUGGCUGAAAUUUACCGCACGCUCCCAACAAGCCACGAGGUAUUGGACGGCCUGUUAUAUGCAGAUUUAAUUGGUUUCCAUACCGAGGAUUAUGUCCAACAUUUUGUUCAAUCUUGCCAAACCAUUUUAAGCGUGCCAUGCGAGGACCAUAAGCUCCGUUAUAAAGACAGAGAUGUCCAUGUCGGCAAGUUUGUCGUGGGAAUUAACCCGGAGCGAUUCCAAGAAGCUCUAGCCUCGGACCAAGUUCGCAACCGUAUCGCCGAGUUUAACAAAAAAUAUGAAAAUGUGAUUCGUGUCGUGGGCGUUGACCGUUUGGAUUAUAUCAAGGGCCUUCCCCUGAAACUUCGCGGUUUUGAGUGCCUACUCCGUGAACAUCCAGAUAUGGUUGGGAAGAUUGUCCUGAUUCAAAUUGCUGUGCCCAGUCGGGAGGACGUGCCAGAGUAUCAAGAAUUACAGACUGAAAUUCAGACAACUGUGGGAGAGAUUAACGGGAAAUAUGGCACGCCAGACUACGUCCCAAUUGUAUAUGUACACAAGUCGAUUCCAUUCGAAGAAUUGACGGCGCUCUAUGCCGCUUCUGAUAUCUGCCUUCUCACCUCAACGAGAGAUGGCAUGAAUCUUGUUGCAGCGGAAUACACAGUCUGUCAAGAUGAACGAAACGGUGUGUUGUUGCUUUCUGAAUUCGCAGGCACGUCCACGUAUUUCUACGAGGGAAGCAUCCAAUUUAACCCGCUCAACGCCCACGAGAUUUCAGACGCUUUGUACACUGCUGCGAAAAUGGAUACGAAGGAAAGGGUUGAACAGCAUAAGAAUCUUAUGGAAUUUAUCCAUAAUCACACUAGGUUAAUGCCCCCUACCUUGCUGUUAAGAACCUUCAUCUUCAAAUUCGCUAACCAGGUUAUUUCCAAUAGUACGCAUUGGGGUAAAAGCUUCAUCGAUGCGCUCUCUGCUUGCUGA
Molecule: messenger RNA, 1500 nt
Organism: Uncinocarpus reesii 1704
Lineage: Eukaryota; Fungi; Ascomycota; Eurotiomycetes; Onygenales; Onygenaceae
Product: alpha,alpha-trehalose-phosphate synthase 2
Exons: 4
Coding region: 1-1500 (499 amino acids)
Biological process (GO): cellular response to heat; trehalose biosynthetic process
Cellular component (GO): alpha,alpha-trehalose-phosphate synthase complex (UDP-forming); cytosol
Molecular function (GO): catalytic activity
Source: RefSeq, a predicted model, not a curated record